UAAUUGCUUUUAAUUUAAACUUUAGAUUGUUCAAAAUUCGUCAUUGCCCUGAUUUCAAAUGAUUAUCUUCAUUCAAAAGUUUGCAAUGAGGAAAUUUGUUUAUCCAUUGCGCUUCAACUUCAAAACAACUGCAAGAUAUGGCCACUCGUGAUUGAGCCACUUCAAAAGAACAUUGAAUGGUUGAAUAUGCUGUCACCUGUAAACUGUUAUAAAGAUAGUGGAGAGGAAAAUAGUACCUCGAUGUCCUUUGUAUGUAAUCAAUUCCUGGCUGCUUUUCAAGGUAAUAUUACCAUCCCUGGCUAUGGGUGGUUAAUGAAAAGUUACUAUAUGUAUUGUAUUACUAAUUAAUGUAAUAUUACUGUUCUAUUUCAAUGUUUUAUAUUCAUAGGUGAUGCAGGAAACGGGAGUUUAUCUGAAGAUAUUGUCGAAACCUCCUUACAAUCUUGUUUGGAAGAAGCUAGAUCGUUGUUUUUCGAAAAAGAUUUUGUUUCAUUGUUUGCCGAUACACCUACUGAUACUGCUUUAAAUCAGGAUAAGGUGCCCACCCCUACGUUGUUGCCCAAGGAUCCGAAUUGUGACGUAGAUAUUUAUAUUAUUUGUUCUUCAGAAGAUGUUGAAUCUUGUUCUCUGUUACAGAACUGCAUUACGUCGCAAAAUGAGUCUUUUGUUGUGAAAAUUUCUACCAACGAGAAUGCUUCCACUCGUUUAGCAUAUUUAGAUAAAGCCCGUUUGGUCAUUUCCUUGUUGUCUGUUAGUUUCAUACAAUCGUCGGAAUUGCUUCAUGAGUUAAAUAUCGCUUGGUGUCGUCAAAGAGAUUGUUCCAAUUUGUGUUUUUUAGCGAUUGUUUUAGAGCAGUUACCAAAGAAUCCAACAUAUGUCAGCCUGUUUCCUUGUUUUUUCAACUGUGAAGAUAACGUCUGGACAAAAGAUCGUGAAAUACUUAAUUCGUUUUCUUCAGAUGAGUUAACUCGAGUAUAUCGAAGUUGUCAAUGCCCUCUCAAUGUUGUUCUUUGCUGUAUGACUGCUUCACAUCACAUACAAAGAUGGCAUGAUGGAGAGCACUGUUCCGUGCUUGGAAUACACAACAAGUUGUUCAAUUGCCUUCAGCUCAAUAGGUGCAUUCAACGCUAUAAUGAAAUAUUGUCAAAACGUGAUAAUAAAGAAGGAGAAAAUGGCGCUACGGUUGUUUCUUGUUCUGGUUCAAAAGAAUGUAAUACCGAGUCAGUGGCGAUCCCUAGUGUGCAAGAUGAGGGAAGCCAGCAAGAGGAUGACGGUUUAUCUGGUUCGCAAGAUGUUCAUCAGAAGGUUGAACAUGACUAUUGUGAACAGAAUGAAGAUCGAAGCGAAGAUCAGGUUCCACCACAAGAGGUAAAAUUAGCCGAAGAACGAAACACGUUUCUACCAACAGCUGAUCUAGAAGAGAGUCCUGUUGUAAAACUUAAGACAAACCAACAAGGAGAAACUAAUAACUCUUUAUGUGCUUCGCGAGAUGUUCAUCAAAACACAUAUAAUGAAGCAGAAGCGAUUGAUAAGAAGGAAGAAAAUGCUCAGAGUCUAUCUGGAAAAAAUAAGUCCUCAGCAUGUAUCAUAAUUUGAUAGAUUCCAAGAUUGUUGUGUGCUGCAGGAAGCACGGGCACUUGGCAUAAUAAUAUUGUUCCUGUUAAUCCCCAGUAUAUCGAAAGAAAGUACCGUUGACGUUGUGGUCUUUGUAAACAUUCUCAUUUCUAAGAAUGGAGAAAAAAAUUAACAUUUAAGGAGAAAAUAACAAAUACUCGUCGAAGACGACAUUGGUUUUGCAUUUUUUUGUGGCCUUUUUCGAGGCCUUUUUGGUAUAUACUGUCACUGUCUUUCCUGACCAUAAUUUAGACAGUUCCUCUUCGCUUAAAGGGGCCAAUCUACUACAACCCAUUUUGAGUUUGAACUUUAAUUAUUGAACUUGUUUGUAACCCAAACGUUAAAUUAGAUAUUUUUUGCAAUAAGAUACUAUUGUCUGAACACACGUUACCAAAACGUAUAUCACUCAUGUUAUACAAAUAUAUAUGUACAGUCGAUUUCAACUUACUUUUCACUAAAAUGUUCCGAACUUCGUUCCGAACUUCGUAAAUUCGUUGCCAAGUUCAAAAGUUCAUAAUGAAAUUCACAAACAGCUUUGUAAACAAAGCCUCUGAUUGGCUAUUAAAUCAAACCAGCCAAUCAAAUGCCCAGUUUGCAAACCUGUAUAUAUAUAUCUAUCUAUCUAUAUCAAUCUAUUUGCGUUGUUUACGCGGAAAUUCCUAAUCGAAAUGUGGGAGUGUGUGGAUUACUAAAGCUUCGGAUACACGAGCAAUAUUUUUACUGCGAUGGUUACGCAAUGGGUGAUAACAGCAUUGCGUUGCCGUCGCACAAGGUGGCUACACCUGCAAUAUUUCACCUGCAAUAUAUGUCUUCAUAACGCUUUUCAUUGGCUGGUCAAGAAACGUGUCAUUCAUCAACCUUGACCUUCCUUGACCACACCUCCCAAUUUUCGGAAAUCAUUGCCGAAAAUCAAAUGAUUUGAAAUUUCGGCAACGAUUGCGCGCAGCUUUGCGUUGCCGUCGCAGAGCAUGAUACACAAGCAAUUUCUUUCUCGCGACGGCAAUGCAACGAUUUUACCUGCAUUGCAUUGCCAUUGCCAGAAAAGUAUUGCCCGUAUAUUCGUAGCUUAAGUAUUGUUUGCGAAAUUUCUUCCUAUAAGUGUCUAAACGCGCAGCACGCCAUAUGUAUUUUAAAUAAGCACGAAUGAGAAACCAUGGUGGCAGUUCACAGAUAUGAAUAAACUCGACAACACAAAUCAAGUACGGCAUUAAAAGAACAUUGGGUUCUUGUUUUAUGCAUAAUACAUGCCUUUCAAACUUACUUUCAGGUUGACAGCCAAUAAUCACAGCGUGAAAAGAUGGAAUCACGAUGGGCCCCAAGUCAAAUCAGAAAUUUUCAGAGCUCGGCUACCUUUGCACAAAAAUAUGCAGUGAUAAAGAAUUCUUAUAAUUAGGUAUAUGAAAUAUAAAUGCUUUCAUGUAUAUCGCCAGAAAGAAAUAAAGCUAUCCUUACUUGAAUUAUUCAGAAUAUUGUCAUCGUUUGCAUCGUGAAAAUCCAGCAUGCACUGAAAUCCUGAGAAAAAUCACGAGUGCAAUAGAGUUUGACCGCCCUUCUCGUUUAAA
Molecule: messenger RNA, 3176 nt
Organism: Paramuricea clavata
Lineage: Eukaryota; Metazoa; Cnidaria; Anthozoa; Malacalcyonacea; Plexauridae
Source: the annotation of a GenBank genome assembly